Hyaloperonospora brassicae is the source of this 2394-nucleotide messenger RNA. NCBI's taxonomy places the organism in Eukaryota, Oomycota, Peronosporomycetes, Peronosporales, Peronosporaceae. The record is from the annotation of a GenBank genome assembly.
AUGAAGAUUUCCGCGACAAUGUUGGUUGGACUCGCCACGGUUCUCCAGCAUCUACAGCUUGUUCAAGUUGCCAGUCAAGAAAACUUGGACAGAACUAGUACAUUCAGCUCCAGCGAUGGCUCGCAUGUGGAGGCAUCCACGUCUGCAUAUGUCGUCAGUAGCAGUACUUCCAAUGGAACGGAUGGUAGCGACGCAAAUUUGUCGGCGUCAGCAGAACUGUCACCCGUAAAUGUCGGUGGCGGCGGCGCCUUCCCAAAGUUUCGCGCGCUAGAGCCGCCCAGCUACCCCGUCAAGCGCACAACCGCAAUGAUGGAUCUGUGUCCACCCAAGUACCUUGAUCCAUCGGCGAUCAAGAACCGCGCGAUCCCAACCAACAACUGGUGGGGAAACGUCAUCGCGCACGACUCGAAUGCAGCCAUUCAACCCAUUUGGUCGAACCCGUACUCCCUGCAGAUGGUCGUCGACAAGGCGCCCUUCGGCAUGUCCACAAGCUAUCCGUAUCGCAGUCGCUUUAGUGGCGGCAACUCCGGCAACAACGGUGCCGUCAAGUUCUAUGCGCACGGAAUGGUUCGCGAGUUCUUGUUUUCGGCCGAAGAAAUCGUGCAGCAAAAGCCUACCUUCCAAGUUGUCGACUGGGCGGACCAGGGCGUGACCGUCAAGUUCACGGUCAGCUCGUCCGGUGGCAGUAUGAUGUCGGACAUUGUUUCCGGCAUGGUCUACGCCUCGAUGAAGUACUCGGGACUUACUCCGCGACUGGUGUCAACAGCAGCAAUCUCCACUGUAAACGGUCGUGCCCUAGGGGGUCUUCAAGUGCGUGGCUCCAAGUUUGAGAUCGUCUACAACUCCGGUCAAAAGUGGGUAGUCUUCGUACUGUCGAGCGACGGUCGCAUGGCAAAAGACAUCACUCUGACUGCCGAUGGUACAUCUGCACUCAAGAGCACGGGUGUUUUCGACGGCAUGUUGCGCGUUGCUCUCGUUCUCGAAGACUCCUGGCUUAGCACGCUGGAACAACACAAGUUGUGCACCGUGCAAGCAGCAAAUGUUGACCUCCGUGACGACAGCUCCUACGUGUUCAAGUGGAAGACGAUGGGAGACUGUUCUAGUGGUCUAUUGCAUUUCGCAAUGAAACACCAUGCUGAGACCCUGGUCACGAGCAACGGCGUGCGCCAGGUGGACGGCAUGAUAGCCUUCUCGACGACCCGAGGCGCGCAUCAGGCUUUCACAACAUCAGGUGGACCCGGCGAUCCGGUGUGGGAGAUCAAGGAGACUCAGCCCGUACCCGAAGACAUCUAUCCGUCCCGCAAGAUUACAUCGGACGUCGUUCGACAGCAGCGUAUCAUCGACCACUUACGCGAAGACAUCAACAGCACAUGGUCCAUGCCGCUGAACGGCAGCUACUACUUCAACGGCAAAGCUGCGCAGAAGUAUGCCUCCCUGUGUCUGAUUGCGAACGACGUAGCGGUCAUGGGCGACGACAAGAGUCUACUUAACAAGUGUCUCGAGAAGCUACGCCGUGUAAUGGCGCCGUUCGUGGCCAACACUUGGACCAACAAGCUCCAGUACGACCAGGUCUACGGCGGUAUCGUAAGCUCACAGAGCUUCAAGACCAAGGACUUGAACUCGGACUUCGGGAACACCAUGUACAACGACCACCACUUCCAUUACGGCUACUGGGUGCACGCGGCGGCCAUCAUCAACCGACUCGACCCGACGUGGAGCGAUCUCAGCAAACUCAACGCCAUGGUCAACCUACUCGUUCGCGACGUCGCCAACUUCGACCCAGACGACAGGUUCUUCACCCGGUUCCGCUCGUUCGACUGGUUCCGUGGCCACUCGUACUCACACGGUGUGACUUCGUUUGCCGAUGGCAAAGACCAAGAGAGCACGUCGGAGGACGUCAACUUCGCUUUUGGCAUGUACAUGUACGGCAAGGCCACAAACAACGCGGCCAUGGAAGCCGUCGGCAAGCUCAUGACGCGCGUCAACUCGCACGCGAUCAAGACGUACUUCCUCGUAGAGGACGCAAACCAGAUCCAUCCGGCCAACUUCCGCCCCAACAAGGUCACGGGUAUCUUUUUUGACAACAAGGUGGACUACGCGACGUGGUUUAGCGCCGAGAAGUAUUGCAUCCACGGCAUUCAGAUGAUCCCCGUGUCCGCUGUGACCGAGUUCGUGCGCACCAAACAGUUUGUACAAGAGGAGUGGGAGCAGGUGCUGGGAAACGAGGCGAUCGUCACGCGCGAGGACACGAGCAACCCCUGGCUCUCGCUGUUGUACGCGAACUUUGCAAUGGUCGACAAGCAGCGCGCGAUGCGAGUCUUACAGAAAACCGAAAUGGACGACGGUCUAUCCCGUUCCUGGGCACUUUACAUGGCUGCUAGCUUUGCUGAGUGA